AUGCUAAAUGGAUCCAACUUUUCUGAAUGGAAAGAACACUUGUUGCUUGUGCUCGCUCUCAUGGAUCUUGAUCUUUCCCUCACGAAAGAGCGUCCAAGCUCUCCUAAAGAACUCCGUCGUUGGGACCGCUCUAACCGAGUGAGUAUAAUGAUAAUGAGAAUCCGGAUUCCGCAAGAAUUCAGGGGCAGUGUACUGGAGGAUGUUACAACCGCAAAAGAAUUCCUUAACGGGCUGGAGAAUUUCUAUGCGAAAAAUGAAAAGGCAGAGAGAAUUAUGUUGCAAGCCGAGUUUUUCUCGAUGAGUUAUAGAGAGUAUGAGAAUGUAAGAGAGUUUAUCAUGAGGAUGAAAACCGUCGUGGCUAAGUUAAAGAAAGUGGGCAUUAAUGACUAUCAGGAUGACAAGAUUGUAGCGCACUUUGCAAUCAAAAUGCUGCCUUUGCGGUAUGCUCGGCUUAAGAACGUUUACAGGCGUCUUGAAGAGAAAUUUAAUAAUGAAAAUGGUUAUUUGUGCUUCGGAGACAUAUGGUCUACUAGUGAACUCAUCAGUCGCUGCGACAUGGAAGAGGAAUGGGAGGCGUGA
Arabis nemorensis is the source of this 579-nucleotide messenger RNA. NCBI's taxonomy places the organism in Eukaryota, Viridiplantae, Streptophyta, Magnoliopsida, Brassicales, Brassicaceae. The record is from the annotation of a GenBank genome assembly.